Letharia columbiana is the source of this 1218-nucleotide messenger RNA. RefSeq lists its product as uncharacterized. Gene Ontology annotation, biological process: GDP-mannose biosynthetic process; carbohydrate metabolic process. Lineage: Eukaryota; Fungi; Ascomycota; Lecanoromycetes; Lecanorales; Parmeliaceae. Gene Ontology annotation, molecular function: mannose-6-phosphate isomerase activity; zinc ion binding. The coding region runs from base 1 to 1218 and encodes 405 amino acids. Gene Ontology annotation, cellular component: cytosol. The record is from RefSeq and is a predicted model, not a curated record. The transcript is spliced from 5 exons.
AUGGGUCCUUCAGUGUUCCAGCUGCAAUGCACCUGCAACAACUAUCCAUGGGGCCGCGUCGGUACAUCAUCCAUGUCCGCCCGCCUCUGCUCCAAAACUCCCAACACCGGCUUCGAGAUCGAAGAUAAACCCUAUGCGGAGAUGUGGAUGGGCGAUUAUCCUGUACAGCCUGCUAAGAGCCUGAAGACUGGAGAAGAGCUGCAUAAGAUCGUGGACGAGGACAAAGAAGGACUGCUAGGAAAGAACGUUAUGGAGAAGUUCGGAGGUGUACUGCCGUUUCUGCCAAAGAUAUUGUCAAUCGAAAAAGCGUUGGAGCUGCAGAUCCACCCGGACAAAGAUCUCGCGGCUAGGCUACAUGCCAAAAAUCCCGAUCAGUUUACCGACGAUAAUCACAAGCCAGAGAUCGCGAUAGCAUUAGGCAAAUUCGAGGUGUUUGUCGGUUGGAAGGCGACGCCCGACAUUCAGGCUCUCUUCGAUGUUUUGCAGCCGAUCCAAAAAUUCCUCCCGAACGGACAGACGCACUUCAACAAUGAGACACUGAAGCGAGUUUGCCAGAACAUUCUGACAUCUAGUGAUGACAGCAUCAAGGAAUGCCAGCAACAGUUGGGCAAAAUUCCCCGAGAGAGAUUCGGCAAGCAGGCUUAUAUCCUCGACUUGUUACCAAGGCUGCAAGAGCAGUACUCGAUUGAGGAUCCGGGAAACCUGGUCACUUUGCUCUGUAUGAACUUCCUCACCCUCGAAGCCGGCGAAGCACUAUACGUCCCUGCCGAUUGCCCACACGCUUAUCUUUCUGGCGACAUCGUCGAGUGCAUGGCCCGCUCCAACAACGUCCUCAACACUGGAUUUUGCCCACGUGCAAAGAGAGAUAGCAUCGAGCUAUUCACCGAGGCCUUGACCUUUUCGCCCCACAAUGCGAAGGAUGCGAUGCUAGGUGCUACCAAGAGCAGCAAAGGGAAGAUGGGGAAGACGGUGGACUAUGCGCCGCCGAUGAGCGAGUUCAACAUGUUGAGGACGAGUUUGCAAGCCGGAGAAAAAGAGAUCCAGGAGAAGAUCGCCGGGCCAAGUGUGAUCUUUGCAACGAGCGGAGCCGGGAAGAUGAAGGCGGGUGGAGAAGAUUUUGAUUUCAAUGAGGGCUACAUUUUCUUUGCCGGUCAGGGGGUUGAAAUCGAAUUCUCUGCAGAGAAAGACUUAGAGGUGUACAGAGCUUACGCUGAGUAA